Liolophura sinensis is the source of this 4527-nucleotide messenger RNA. Its product is annotated as transmembrane protein 179-like. The record is from RefSeq and is a predicted model, not a curated record. The transcript is spliced from 6 exons. NCBI's taxonomy places the organism in Eukaryota, Metazoa, Mollusca, Polyplacophora, Chitonida, Chitonidae. The coding region runs from base 79 to 672 and encodes 197 amino acids.
UCAGCUGAGAAAGGAAGAAGGUGUGGCUAUCGGAGACUGUCAACAUCCGAUGAUUGACUGGGAGAAAGAACGUACAAAAUGGAGAUACUCUUACUUGUCCAAACAGUGCUGUACUUUGCUAUAGCCAUCCUUGGCUUCUUUAUUACCGCUCCAGUGGCAGCGACUGUGAACAAUUUUAAGGGGAAGUGUGUUUUAUAUGGAACGGUGCAAUGGUACGAUGAUAGUAAAUUUCACUUUAAACCGGGAAAUCUGACUCUGUGUGAAUUCAAUAUCUACUUACAUGUGGGUAUCGCCAUCCUGUAUGCCUCUUCUGUUGGGGCCAUCCAUGUGUUCCUCCUCUUCAAGGAAAGGAAAAAUGAACAACUGGAAAUCCCCAAGAUUGUGAGGCUGUCAUUGAUCAUAGCCAAUGGAAUCUGUGCCUUCCUCACCUUGGUGUCUGCUGGGACGCUGAGCGCUGGCUUAUCAGAAUGGUGCUCACAGCUGAUGGAGGGAAAAAAUUAUCAUUUUGCCAUACAGUCAUGUUCAGAUGGCCAAAACUUCCAAUAUUCAGCGGGGAUAGAUGGCAGCAGUUUUCACACGUGUUUUACACUUGCUUUGGUAUCAGCAUGGGUGGAACUAACCCUCUGGCUAACCCAGGUGGGGCUGGGGCUGCUCAGAUUCCUCCGCGGAUGAGAUUGACCUCUGAUAUAACCUUUAACCUCUGACCUCUUGCUGGUGGGAAUACAAGUUGUACAUAAACCUUUACCAGACUGAGCUGAUGUAAUCUCCUUGCAUGAGACCAGCUGAUUUAAAUAUCCCUCUGUCCUCUCCCAUAUAUAUACUCAUGCAACUCUCUGGCGGCUGGCUUGUUGUGGGGGCUAUAAACUGCAGCUAGAAGGUCGUCUGCAUGGACUUGAUAUGGACCCACCACUGUUGUGGCCUGGCUGGCUUUCCUUAUGUGGUGCGUUCAAUUUACCAUUGGUUUACUUGUUUUCCUUGAGGGACUACCUACCUUUCCAGAAAAAUCUCGCGAGUUUAGAAAACGCCUUAGUUCCAUAUUUCAUAUUUCAAAAGCAUAAAGUCACAUGACCUACAUAAGUCAUCACAGAAUUGUAAUCUUAAAUUUGUAUGUUUCGGGUUUAUGUGUCACCAUAUGAUAAAUGGUAUUACAUAACAAACAGAAGAUGCUGUUUGCAUUCGUCAUUUGAAAGAAUCAUCCUAUUAUUGGGACCCAAGAAAUAAAACUUUAUACUGAAGAGCAUGUUUUUCAUGCAAAUUUUUCAUGGGGUUGGGAUGAAUUAUCAAAAUUAAAUUUUUUCAUAAAAAUACAUGUAUCACUUUUAAUACUAGAUCUUGAGCUAAUUAUGUGCUUUGAAACUGAAAGUGUCAGAUUUUUUUUUGGUUUUGAUUGUGAGCACUACUAAACGCUUAUUUAGUAGUUAAUUCAAUCUGCUCAUUUGGCUCUAACAAUUACAUGUAACUGGGAUCAUCGGCCAUGUGUGACAAGGCUCAUUUUUUUCUUGGCUUUUGUGCUUCAGAUUUUUUUUAUAUGAAUCUCUUGUCCAUAUGAUAUACACAAGUGCUACAAAUCUUACUUUAUUUUUGAAACUUUUUCAGUCUUUACAUUUCUCCCUUUGAUUUUAAGGUUCUAUAUUGAUCUGGGGAUACAUUUACCGGAGGAUAGCAUUGCCAAUAUUUUUAGACAGGAUAUCAUUGGAUAUUCAAAGAAAUAGGUUGUGUUUUUUUUUUUUUUUUUGAGUAACCACAGCUGGGAUGGAUUAUUUAUAUUUCUAUUAUUUUUGGAUAUUUACAUACAUGAUACGCUACAUGUAGGCCAGCUUUGUGAAAAUUAUAUAUGUAUUCCAAGUUUUUGAUUACUGGUUUAUUAUUUGCCUUCAGGUUAAGAAUAACGUCUUUUUGUCUAUAAUUUUGCAGAAAGUAUGUGUAAUUUUUCACGAUUCCUCUUCUAGUUUAAAUACCCAACAUGUCAGUGCAUCAUUAUAUUUAUCUAGAUGUGUAGUUAUUGCACUAAACACGGCUUCACAUAUAUUCUGUGGGCAAAGAAAGUUAGUGUCACCUGUAUAGUCCAUUUUCCUGACACAUAUUGUAUCUGUCAUCUAUUGAUCUGGUUUGAUCAAUCUGACAAAACUUACUUGUGGGUAUAGCUCUUGUAAAUUAAAGAUUUAUCUAUGACCAUAUUAAAACUUUGCAUGCACAUUUUUUUCUACAAACUUACAAAUACUUCUAUCUUUCACUGUACUUAUAUUUUCUCAUUUAUAUAAAACAAUAUGCAUUUAUAUAUAUUUGUGCAAUUUCUGUUCUUCCUUUUCAGAUUGUAUCAAACAAUCAUAGUGAUAAGUGAUGUGUACCCAGAAGUAAUUCUUUAACAUUUUUUAUAUGAAAGAGCAAUUUUCAGUGAAAUUCACGCAUGUUUUUAAUUUUAUUUUAGAGAUAAAACAACGCGAAAAAGUUGAGGAAUUACAGUAUGUAGAAGCACUCAGUACAUAGACCUACAUGCUGUGCAUUCAAGUGUCUAUAGGCUUUACAUUGAACAUGUUGAGUGUACAGGAUACACUGUUACAUAAGGUGGACCUACAUUUAACUGCACUUUUGCUGUCUAAAAGUAUUUUUGUCUUUAGAUGAACUUGAUAAACUCUUGAACAAUAGACCACUUAAGGGACAUCAGUAUCUAUUCAGAAGAGAAAUUCCAGAUUUUUCUUAUGCCUCUAGGUGAACUUCAUCUUUAAACUCUUGAACAAUAGACUACUUAAAGAGACAUCAGUAUCUAUUCAGAAGAAAAUCAACAUGCAAAAGCAAUUCAGUUAGUCGUCCAGAAAUUCCAGAUUUUUCUUACGUUUUUUUACAUAUUACUGCUGCAUGAACAUGAUAAGCAUGUGACGUAUAUAUAUAUUUUUACAUAAAAUUAUUACACUACUUAUUACAUUACAUAAUUUAUUACUUAAAAAAUACUACAAUUUAGCAUACAUGUCUACAUAUUAACCAAGUUAAACUACUGUAUGUUUCCCCUGAACUUGUAUCAUCUGGUCAUCUGAAAACAUCAUCAUAAGGCUAUGUACCAUGUAUGUAGCUUUCAGUUAAAAUACCAUGCAUUAAUAAAUUCUAUAAUAUGAAAUUAAAACAUAAAAAAAAAACAAGAUUUCCGUUAUUUUAAUCUCUUUUAAAAUACAUGUUAAAUAAUGUCCAUAAAAAUAAAGGAGAAAUUUUAUUCUUUAUUUUAAUAUUGUGUAAAACUUUAAACGGAUACAGAAUCGAUGCUGAUUGGUUGACACUGGAGAUAGGGUUUCCUGGGUUAAAUCUUGUGGCCAUGGUCACGCUUGAAUAAAAGUACCAUAUACCUAAAAUUCACCUUAGGCAAGGCAUAGCCUAGACAUGCAUAUCUCUUACUACAGCCUAUCAGAAUCUUUUCUGUAUCAUUUCAAUACAAUAUAUAAUGAAUUUUUCUUCCUUCAUUGCAUGCUGGCCUUAAUGUCUGUCCUUGCAGUAAUAUUUAAAACUGCAGUGUAUAGGUGUGCAUGUAUAUGUGCCUAUAUAUGUAACCUUAUCAUUUUUACAGGUGUGGAUAAAUUUACUUUUGCCAUUAUAAAAGCAAGUGAUAUGUUUUGUGGAGCAGUUAGUGGAGAACUUCCUUGACAUCCACAAGUAUACGUAUUUACAUUUCCUUUUCUCUGCUAGUCUGAUAUUCUUCUACACAUUCCUCCACCUCCAUCACUGACCACCCUUUUAUGUCAUACGUAUUAAACACCAAUGAAAUAAAUAUACUUAUGCAUGCAUGCAUAUUCAUUUUUAUCAAUCUUGACACACUUUCCAUCAUGACUUGAACAGUGAUACAUCACAUUUGUAUGUUGGUGUAAACAGUAGGUCUACUGGUAAAUCUACACCCUGUUGUCAUGUUGUUAAAGUUUCUUUUCUUUCAAAGGAUUUUUUUUCUUCAUUGAAAAGGAGACUGAUUCUUAGUAUUUAUUGAUUAAAGUUUCAAUCCUGUUUGAGCACUCCAUCUGUUAAGAUUAUAUAUGUAUACACGGAUAUUACUGAAACAAGUUAAACAAGUUGCCUCAUUCAAUUGUUUUCCCCUUGUGCCUUUUUUAGAAGUUGCAUUCACAAAUGUUAAAGAACUACUUAAAUGUUAACAUAGAGAUGUCUUAGAGGCAAUGUUAAAUGAUAAGGAUCAAGAUAGUCAGAAUUGCUUUCUUAAAUUGGAAAAAACGCAUUGUUUUAAAGCUGUUGUUGUUAGUUCAGGAGGAUAAUAUGGAAACAAAAGUUUUAUGCCAUUUGCAAUUUUGCGAGGUGACAUCACACAAGAACACUUGACAUCACCCAUCACUGACUUUUAGCAGCAAAUGACAUUGUACUUUCAAACUGCAUGUGCACUUUUUCCUUGGGAAAUUGUGGAUCCUCUUGACUUUUGAUGCUCUUUGACACUUUAGCCAAAUACUAACAUAGAAAGUUUUGCUUUCAUCUGGUCAGUUUCUGAACUACUGUUUAAUGUAAUAAAAAUUAAAAAUAAAUGAAUUUUCUGUUUCCGUUCAA